Cladophialophora psammophila CBS 110553 is the source of this 1794-nucleotide messenger RNA. RefSeq lists its product as uncharacterized. The transcript is spliced from 2 exons. The coding region runs from base 1 to 1794 and encodes 597 amino acids. The record is from RefSeq and is a predicted model, not a curated record. Lineage: Eukaryota; Fungi; Ascomycota; Eurotiomycetes; Chaetothyriales; Herpotrichiellaceae. Gene Ontology annotation, biological process: transmembrane transport. Gene Ontology annotation, molecular function: transmembrane transporter activity.
AUGAAGUUCAAUCCAGCUUGGAUCAAGCCGAGUUUCGUGCCGGUAGCUGUCAGUCAGCACGGCAGUGAUUCAGAAGCCGCCGCGGCGCCUGCUGAAUCGAAAGAAGUUCGACUGGCCCUGGGAAGACCUGACACGGCCGAUUCCGAUUCCGUGGGCGUCGAUGAGAACGCCCAAACCGGCGUCCAGAAAAUUGAAGCUACCACGUCCGCCUGGGGCCGAAACCAACUCGUUCUGGCCUACAUUCUGAUCUUUCUCAUUUACUUUGUCGAUUCGCUCCAGCAGCAGCUAACGUCGGUGUUGACUCCCUAUGUCACGAGUGACUUUCGAUUGCACUCCCUGACAGCAACGACGGGCAUCCUUUCUCAAAUCAUUGGUGGCUUGAGCAAGCUCCCACUUGCAAAGAUCUUGGACAUCUGGGGUCGCCCGCAAGGCUUCAUCCUCAUGGUGGCACUGCUCACUAUCGGCUUAGUUAUGAUGGCAGCGUGCCAGAAUGUCGAGACCUAUGCAGCUGCCCAAGUAUUCUACUGGGUCGGCUACAAUGGUGUCGGAUAUGCGCUCAGCAUCUUCAUUGCCGACACCUCUCAUCUCAAGAAUCGAGGAUUGAUGUUCGCCUUCGCCUCGUCCCCUUAUAUUGCAACCACCUGGGCAGGGGGUCCGGCCGCACAACGUUUUCUCGAGGGUGCUGGCUUCAGAUGGGGAUUUGGGACGUUUGCUAUUGUCACUCCAGCUGUCUGCCUACCUGUCUUCUUCCUCUUUGUUUUCAAUUAUCGCGAAGCCAAGAAAGCAGGUCUGAUGCCCACCCGCCAGAGCGACCGAACCAUGAUCCAGGCCAUCCAACACUACGCCAUCGAGUUCGACCUCUUCGGCCUGCUAUUGAUUACGGCUGGACUUGCGCUCUUCUUGCUCCCAUUCUCACUCUACUCCUACCAGGCUGAUGGCUGGCGCUCGUCCAUGAUUAUCUGCAUGAUCAUCUUUGGCGCGCUUCUGCUCGUCGGCUUUGGCCUUUGGGAGAAAUACUGCGCACCCAAGAAGUUCAUUCCCUGGGAGCUCUUCACGGAUCGGACUGUGGUUGGCGCCAACAUCCUUGCGGCCGUUCUCUUCGUCAGCUUCUACAUAUGGGAUUCCUUCUUCUACUCCUUCUUGAUCGUCGUGAACAAUCAGACAAUCACGCACGCCUCCUACAUCACCAACAUUUACAGUAUUGGCGCAUGUUUCUUCGCGAUCCCCGUGGGCAUGUAUAUCCGAUGGCGUGGACACUUCAAGAACAUCGCCCUGUUCUUUGGCGUGCCAUUGACCAUCUUAGGCGUGGCGCUUAUGCUGCGUUUCCGCCAGCCCAAUACCCACAUCGGGUACGUCAUCAUGUGCCAGAUCUUCAUCGCAUUCGCCGGUGGGACCUUGGUCAUUUGCGAACAGAUUGCCGUCAUGGCCGCGGCCUCUCACCAGCACGUCGCUGUUGUCAUCGCCAUCGAGGGAAUGUUUUCAUCUGUCGGUGGAGCAAUUGGAUCCACCAUUGCAACCGCCAUUUGGACAGGCAACUUCCGCGAGAAACUCAGCACGUACUUGCCGGCCUCGGCGCAGGGUGAUAUCGACUCCAUAUACGGCAGCUUGGUGGUGCAAUCAUCCUACCCUCCAGGAACCCCCACCAGAGAGGCCAUUAACAGGGCAUAUGGAGACACACAGAAGCUGAUGCUGAUAGCUUCGACGGCUUUCUUGGCCCUGGCCAUUGUGUCCGUCGCCAUGUGGAGGAACAUCUGCGUCAAGGAUAUCAAUCAGGUCAGGGGACGAGUAGCCUAG